UUGCCACACACAUUAAAUACCAUGAUGUACUUCCAGGUGGUGAUCCUGGCCGUUGCUGCCAUGCUGGCAUACUACUUUGAGUUCACGGACACCUUCAGGCCCGCCCUGCAGGGCUUCAUCUGCAGAGACCCCAGCCUCACCAAACCAGACCCCGGCCCCGAACAGGACGGCCGCCUGCAGCCCGUCAUACUGUUCUCUGUGGUGGGGGGGCUGCCUGUGGUACUGAUUUCAGGUGUGGAGCUUGUUAUCUUCCUCCUUCACUACAACUCAGACAACCUGUACGACCAGGACACGGUUGUUGUCAUGGGAGACUGUUGCUACGUGAACCCUAUGGUGCGCAGGACCUUCCGUUUCCUUGGUGUGUAUAUCUUCGGUCUAUUUACAACAGACAUCUUUGUCAGCGCAGGUCAGCUGGUCACAGGAAGUCUGGCUCCUUACUUCCUGUCUGUUUGCCUGCCCAAUUACACUGCCCUCGGCUGCCUGGACACGGCUAACUUUGUCAGCCAAUCAGAUGCUUGUACUGGUGAUGCUGAUGACAUCAUGAGAGCCAGGAAGACGUUCCCCUCCAAAGAGGCUGCCCUGAGUGUGUAUACAGCUGUGUAUCUGGCAAUGUACGUCAUAUCCUGUGUGGGAUCCAGUGGAGGUCGCCUGACGGGCCCCCUCCUCAGCCUCUCAUUGGUCAGUGCGGCUAUGCUCACAGGCAUCAACAGAAUGGCCGAGUACCGAAACCACUGGAGUGAUGUCAUCGCAGGACAAGCCAUCGGAGGCGCUAUCGCUGUCUUUCUGGUGGUGUUUGUGGUUCAGUAUUUUAAAAAGAGACGUGUGGUUUCUCACAGCCUCUCAGAUUCAGGCACAGCUGACACUGAUGAAGCCCUCAGGCUCAGACCAAUCACUGCAUGGACGUCAGUGACAAAUACACAGUUCCUCAGAGCCCAGGAUCCUGCACAGAAGUCACAUGACUAUGACCCCCCCUCUCUCCUGAACAAGGGGAGAUGAAAGUCACCUAUUCUACGUCACACUUGGGCCUUAAUAUCUCUAAGAUGCUUAUUGCAGAAUUUAAACAAUCACUUGUUUACCACCUUUAUAUGAACUUAAUAUGAUUUCCCAUUGUGUGCUGCCAAGUUCAGUUGAUGAUCUGCUUUAUUGGUUGCUCGGUUUUAGAAAACAGGAAGAGGGAGCUCCUCUCCCAGAGGGAAAUUUGGCAGGCAAGGUAAAAAACUAAAUGCAGUUAAUCACAAAUGUUUUAUUGACCUUUUAAUUAUAUAAAGAUAUCUGAUACGUUGGAGCUUUAUUUGUAAAUGGUCCGUGUAGCGCCUUUAUCCUGAGGUAAUGAACAUACACUUGCAAACAAUGUCUAAUGCAGGGCCGUCCAAAAUGAGGCCCACGGCAAAAGCUAGCCUGAUCGAUGUUUUUAGCAGUUAAUAAUGAUAAUAAUACCUUAUAAUAUACACCGUUUUUUGUGUAGGAUCCCAUAUUAUGCUUUAUUGUUCUCCCAAUCCGAAGGGGUUGGCUAAUGGUUACACAACC
This is a messenger RNA of Gymnodraco acuticeps, 1527 nucleotides long. Its product is annotated as phospholipid phosphatase-related protein type 5-like. The transcript has 7 exons. Bases 22 to 996 code for a protein of 324 amino acids. Gene Ontology annotation, molecular function: phosphatidate phosphatase activity. The record is from RefSeq and is a predicted model, not a curated record. NCBI's taxonomy places the organism in Eukaryota, Metazoa, Chordata, Actinopteri, Perciformes, Bathydraconidae. Gene Ontology annotation, biological process: phospholipid dephosphorylation; phospholipid metabolic process; signal transduction.